This is a messenger RNA of Tachysurus fulvidraco (yellow catfish), 2401 nucleotides long. RefSeq names its product p21 protein (Cdc42/Rac)-activated kinase 2b (gene pak2b). Gene Ontology annotation, cellular component: cytoplasm. The record is from RefSeq and is a predicted model, not a curated record. Bases 378 to 1973 code for a protein of 531 amino acids. Gene Ontology annotation, biological process: protein phosphorylation; intracellular signal transduction; regulation of axonogenesis. Lineage: Eukaryota; Metazoa; Chordata; Actinopteri; Siluriformes; Bagridae. The transcript is spliced from 16 exons. Gene Ontology annotation, molecular function: protein serine/threonine kinase activity; ATP binding.
GCAGGGUUUUGUCUUAAUACUGGUGGGGAAAUUAUCAAGUCUGCUUGUAUCGAAGGGUUGUGGUAGGUAGGACCCGAGACUUGGGGAGAAAAGUCUCUGGGUCUGGGAAGCCACCUCCCCAUCGCUCGCCUUGUGCACAUAACAAAGAAAGAGCGCAGGGUCACAUUUUUUUGGAGAGAAAAGAAAAAAGCUGCUUUAGGUCUGGAUUGCCUACUAGCCAAGUUUCGUGGAAGUUUGCAGAGUGGAGCUGCACAGUUCUUCAGUUCUAAUUCCUCUGGUUCUUUUCUGCUCUUGCAUUUCUACCCCCACAAUCUGAUUUGGUCCAUCCUUCCCUCUUUUUUCUGUUUUCCUCGCUAUUUUUCUUUUCCUCUUGAACCAUGUGUGAUAACAUGGACCAUGAGGACAAGCCACCUGCCCCACCUGUGAGGAUGAGUAGCACAAUCUUCAGUGGUGACGGGAAAGACUACACGCUGCUGGCCAAUCACAGCUCCAAGCCCUUACCUUCCGUACCUGAAGAGAGGAAACCUCGCAGCAAAAUCAUCUCCAUCUUCUCUGGGGCAGAGAAAGGUGGAAGACGGAAAGACAGGGACAGGGAACGGCCGGAAAUCUCUUCUCCCUCAGGUUUUGAGCACACCAUCCAUGUGGGCUUUGAUGCUGUGACUGGGGAGUUUACGGGGAUGCCAGAACAGUGGGCACGAUUACUGCAGACAUCCAACAUCACCAAGUCUGAACAGAAGAAAAACCCCCAAGCUGUUCUAGAUGUCCUCAAGUUCUAUGACUCCACAGGAAACACAGGCAGACAGAAGUACCUCAGCUUCUCUUCAGAAAAGGAUGGAUUUCCUUCAGCUGAUCAUUCGCCUGUUAAAAAGAGCACAGAACAGCCCUCACCAAACAUCAAGAAUGUUGACGAUGAUGACGAUGACGAGGGGACACCUCCACCUGUUGUUGCACCACGGCCAGAGCACACCAAGGGGGCAAACACUCGGUCAGUUAUAGAUCCCAUCCCUGCACCAGUCUCUCCAGAUGGGGAUGUUGCAUCCAAAGCUGCAGACAAACAAAGACCCAAAAAGGGCAAGAUGUCUGAUGAGGAGAUCAUGGACAGAUUGAGAACCAUAGUCAGUAUUGGAGAUCCUAAAAAGAAGUACACACGAUACGAGAAGAUUGGACAAGGAGCUUCAGGAACAGUGUUCACAGCCAUCGACGUUUCUACUGGGCAAGAGGUGGCCAUCAAGCAGAUCAACCUGCAAAAGCAACCCAAGAAGGAGCUAAUUAUAAAUGAAAUUCAGGUUAUGAAGGAACUGAAGAACCCGAACAUUGUGAACUUCUUAGACAGUUUUCUAGUAGGAGAAGAGCUCUUUGUAGUGAUGGAGUACCUUGCUGGUGGCUCACUGACUGACGUGGUGACCGAGACGUGUAUGGACGAAGCUCAGAUCGCUGCCGUUUGCAGAGAGUGUUUACAAGCACUAGAAUUCCUUCACGCCAACCAGGUCAUUCAUCGAGACAUCAAGAGUGACAACGUUCUGCUGGGAAUGGACGGCUCUGUUAAACUUACGGAUUUUGGUUUCUGUGCUCAGAUCACGCCAGAGCAAAGCAAGAGGAGCACGAUGGUGGGCACACCGUACUGGAUGGCCCCUGAGGUUGUUACCCGCAAAGCUUAUGGUCCCAAAGUGGACAUCUGGUCUCUUGGCAUCAUGGCUAUUGAGAUGGUGGAAGGGGAGCCUCCAUAUCUUAAUGAGAAUCCACUGAGGGCACUUUACCUCAUUGCAACUAAUGGAACGCCAGAGUUGCAGAGUCCAGAAAAACUGUCCCCUGUCUUUCGGGAUUUCUUAGCUCACUGUCUGGAAAUGGAUGUAGAAAAGAGGCGCAGCAGUAAAGAACUUUUACAGCAUCCUUUCCUGAAGUUGGCGAAGCCUCUGUCCAGUCUCACGCCACUCAUUCUGGCUGCCAAGGACGCCAUGAAGAACAACCGCUAAAAUCCUCCCUGAAAGAGCCAUGCUUCUAAACCUGACAUGUUGAACAGUCUCUGACACCUGUGCCACCUGGCCAAAACAACAUUUCUACAAACAUUUCAACAGUGUUUUAAACUGGUGGGACUCCUAUUGGGUGGGAGGGAAGAUGGGCCGGCAUCGUAAAUGUCUUGUCUCCCCAUCAAUGUUAUGGUAGUCUUUUUUUCCAUACUGUUUUUUUUUUUUGGUGCACAGUAUUUCAUCAGUUUUUUCUGUCAUUUCUGCUCUUGUGAUUUUUAUGUGCAGAAUAUUUGUCCUUAUGAGGAGAAGUAUUUAACGAGUCCUUGAUGUUUUGUUAAUUUCAUUUUUAUAGAAUGAGUAUGGAGCUAAUGAAAAAAAAUGCCCAAUUGUUUUCUAAUUUUCCUUAGAGUAAAAUCAGCUUUAUCGGAAGGUGA